CUCAGCCCGAUCGCACGUGAGGGGUCCUGGGACUAAGCGUGCUGCCCGAGUGCGAGUGGUGCAGGCCGGGUCCCGGAGCGGGAAAAACACGGAGGAGAAGAGAGUUGGGGAGGGGAGGAGAAGGAGGAGGAGGAGGAGGAGGAGGAGGGGGUGGGUACAGCAGCCGCGGGUUGUUUAUCUGGAGUACGGAGGGAGGGGGGGGCCUGGAAACUGCCCCGUGUCCCAUUUCCUCCUCUUGUUUUCGCUCCGGAUUCUCCAUGUUGGACCCCAACUGAGGAGCCCGGAGCUGCUGCCGGGGGAUCCGGGCUGGGGGGACCUGGGGGGGGUGGGGGGGAGCCGCUGCCCGGCCAGCCGGCCCUCCUUGCAGGCCGCCUCCCUUCUCUGCCUUGGGGAGGGGGACGGAGGGGGAUGUGAACAGCCCAAGGAGCCGCCUCCCCCGCUACCACCGCCGCCGCCGCCGCAGCAGCAGCAGCAGCCCCAGAGCCGGCCCCCGCCCAGGCCCCCUAUCCCCGCCUGCCCGCCCACCCAUCACCCAUCCCGGGCCCACGGGGUUGUUAGAUGGAACACGGCUCCAUCAUCACCCAGGCGCGGAGGGAAGACGCCCUGGUGCUCACCAAGCAAGGUCUGGUCUCCAAGUCCUCUCCCAAGAAGCCUCGUGGACGUAACAUCUUUAAAGCCCUUUUCUGUUGCUUCAGUUCCCAACAUGUUGGUCAGUCAAGCUGCAGCAGUGAGCUUGUCUCAUACAAGGAGGAAACCAACACCAUUGCCAAGUCCGAUCUGCUCCAGUGUCUUCAGUACCAGUUUUACCAGAUCCCAGGAACAUGCCUGCUUCCAGAGGUAACGCAAGAAGAUCAAGGAAGAAUUUGCGUGGUCAUUGACUUGGAUGAGACCCUCGUGCAUAGUUCCUUUAAGCCAAUCAACAAUGCUGACUUUAUAGUGCCUGUGGAGAUUGAGGGAACAACACACCAGGUGUAUGUGCUUAAGAGGCCUUAUGUGGAUGAGUUCCUGAGGCGAAUGGGGGAAUUGUUUGAGUGUGUCCUCUUCACUGCCAGCCUUGCCAAGUAUGCUGACCCUGUGACCGAUCUCUUGGACCAGUGUGGUGUGUUCCGGGCCCGCCUCUUCCGGGAGUCUUGCGUGUUCCACCAGGGCUGCUAUGUCAAGGACCUCAGCCGAUUAGGGAGAGAUCUGAGAAAAACCCUGAUAUUAGACAAUUCUCCUGCCUCAUACAUCUUCCACCCAGAAAAUGCAGUGCCUGUGCAAUCCUGGUUUGACGACAUGGCAGACACAGAGCUGCUGAAUUUGAUCCCCAUCUUUGAGGAGCUAAGUGAAGCAGAAGAUGUCUAUACCAGCCUUGGACAGCUGAGGGCACCAUAGCUUCUCAAGCUCCCCAGAGUCUAGGACUGCAGGGGACUGUGACACACUGUGCCUUCGCUAUCAGCCAGGAAGGGAUGGCGGAAACAGGAAGCAGGGAGAAACAGUUGUAAAGUGAGUUAGGGCAGGUUAGAUGACAAUAUGGGCAAACAGCAGACCGCUGACAACUAGUACCCCCUGCUCCAUGAACUGGGCACUAGAGAGACACACUAAUGAGCAUGUAUAUGUGUGUAUGUGUACGACACCGACACCUUCUCGCCUUGAUACGAUGAUUCAGGUUGGGGAAGAGUCGAACGAUCAAGGCUCAAAUUCCCCUGAGCCAGAGCUCAUCUCCCUAGAGAAUCAAUCCAAGAGCCAUUGACCUCUCAUGGGAACAAAGACCAUUCAGUGCUCUAUUGCCAAACCUUGAGUCUUCCUAGUAUGCAUGGCCUGUGCCAAGGAGGUGGGGAUAUGCUGCUCUCAGCAUAAUAUGCAGGCAAACUGGCACCAGAUCCAAAUGCACACUAUUGAAAAACUUUGCUCGGGACCUGUGGUGAGCUUGGGAAAAAAUGGUUUCUAAAACAUCCUAUGAGCCUAUACCUUGGCCUCACAGACAUGGCCAUGAGCAUCAGGUUCAAGGGGCCACUACUGCCAAGAGCUCCUGCCUGUCCUACUAGCCUGGGACUUGGGGGGCCCUUUCCCUCUACUUCACAUCCCAAUUACAUUUCUGAAACCACGGGCAAGCUAUCUCCCCUAUGCUCAAAGGAGGACAGAGAAUUGAUUUCAUUUGAUGAGCCUCUGUUUUAAAGUUUUUCCUUCUAAAAAUUGGGAGAUGAGAGUCAGAAGCUUAUUCCUAGUCCUCAAGAGGAAUUUUGAAAGCCAGAAUCUCUAUUACUCUUGAGUCAUGGAUCAGAUUAUAGAUCUUGAGAGAAGUCUAGAGAAUGAUUUUUUUCAGGGAUCUUUCUUCAAAAGAACAGGAAGGAGCAAUUAUAAUGCCAUGGAAACUCUUUGAAUUUCUUGAGCAGAAUCCUUUCCCAUUUCAUCUUUCAAGCAGUUGAAUUUGGGAAGGGAUAGGAUGGUGAGGCCUUUGCAUGGGCAGCCUCAAGGACACACCUGUGUCCUAUAGAUGGGAAAUAAAUAGCAAGAACCAACAAUUGGUUCUCUUUGUUGUGGUGCGCUGGCUUCCUGCAAAUGCUGUAGUAACAGAAAAGGAAGGGAGGCCAGGGCAUGCUCAGGUGUGAGGUUUCAAAAUCAGUAUGCACUUCAGAAUCUGCAUGAUGUCAGGGACUCUUUUAAAAAAGCAUUCAUUCUUAGUAAGUUACAUGAACAAAAUAGAUUUUUUUUUCUAAGUUUGGAGAGCUCUGAUAUAAUGGGAAGCACUUUUGGGAUUUCAUAAGGUAAACCCCAAGUAAGCAGCACUGUCUUGUAAUCACGUUCUGCUAUAGCCUUGGCUUCUGCCGGAAUGGGUGUGGUGUGGAACCUAAAGGAAGAUCACCUAAGAGGUAAUUAGGAGCCAAAUUCCCUACCUUUCCCUGAAGAAACUCCACACUGCUUCAGGUACAGUACACUUAAAACUUAGGAUUCUUCCCCCUGACAUUCUUUUUGACUUUGAAAUGCUUUCUUGGAGGAGGGGGUGGGGAGAGUUUCAAGAAAUGGCCAACUGGAUGAGAAGAUCAAGGGGAGAGCAGCUUUUUGUAUUUUCGUGUGCAUUACAGUUAUAAUACCCCUUUAUCCUAAUCUUUGGUGCCAAUUCUAAGUCCCUCCAUGGUUGUUGUCAGGUUUCCUUCUUUUCUCCUUGAUUUUAUACCAAGAUGGUGCCAUGGGACCCAAAAGCUAUGUAGAUAUAGAGCAGAAUUUCCCCAGAGUCCUUUUUCUCUUUGUGGCAGCAUUUCCUAAGACUGAUUCUGAGAGUAUAAAUGGAGGGUGAGUCUGGAUGCUGACAGAAACCUUUGAAACAACAACCAAAAAAAAACAAUCCCUUAUUAUCAAUCCCAUACUUAAUGCCAAAUUCCAAGGCCAGCUAUCACAGAGGUAGAGGAAAGGGAGUAGAUUUUGAACUUAAUCCUCCUUACCUCCAGGCUAUUAACUACUAGCUUCUCAAGGUUGAGUGAGCAAUAGUGAAAACGUUCCUGACAUCUGGUCCAAGCCCACCUGUUUUUGCCAUUAGGAGUUUUGAAACAUCAAACUCCUGCAGCAUACAUGAGCAAUAAUGAAAGAUGGCUGUGCUGAAAGACAUUCCUUACCCUCUAUAUUGGUCCCCCUUUGUGCCACCAAGGCACUUGCUGCCCUAAGUGUGGUUCAAAAGAAGGCAGAGGAGGAAGGGUAUUGCUGACAUUUCUAUGUUACCUCUUCUCAGAUGCCCUUUAAGUGUCCUAUGACAAACAUCCAUGGUUCCUGGCCCACUGGCAUGUACACUCAUUGUCUUUCGUAGGAAGCCCUAUGUAGUUGGCAUCCCUGCACUACAGCUAUUAAUUUUUACUCAGCUGUACAUAGGUUAUGCAUCCUGGCCCCUCUGUCUGGUUUUCAUGGUCUCCCAGUUGAAGCAUGUUCCCUUAGAGAACUCGCACUCAUUCACCCCAGCCAGAUUUGAACAGGAUCUCGUGCCAGCCUGGAUCAGCCAAAAGUAGUUUGAAACAGUGGUUUGGGUAGUGAUGUGUCAAAGGUUGGCAGGUUUUUCGAACCCUGCUCUCAAGAAGAUUUACUACUAAAGUAAUGACUUAAAUUUACUCUUGGAAUGAGCCAGGGCUAGGGGAAAAAGUGUGUUCUUUCCCUGGUGGGUCCUAUUGGAUACACUCUUUACUCCCAUUCCUACUUUAAAGAGGUCAAGAGUCCUUAAGCAAAUGGAGGUCUUCUCAACAAAGGGUGACCAGAAUUUUUUACCUCAACUGGCUGUGAGCAGAGCUCAGCCAGGGUGCCCCAUUUAAACUAGGUCUCAGCUAAAGAGCUAAUGCUUCAUUAGAGAGAUCAUCCUAAACAUAGACAAACCAUUCCAGGAAUACACCCUUCUGCCAAAUUUCGUUCUUUUAGUUGCCUCUUCAGUGACACAGUAGUUGUCUCUGAUUGGGCUUCUCUUUGGAAAGAGCCUGAUGUUCACAUCCCUCUCAUAGGGGGAAGCUUUAAACAAAAGGCCAGUUUGGGAGAGGGUCAGGGUUAAGCAUCUCAACUCUGCACAUUGUAGAGAAGAUGUUCUUCAGAGGCCUGUGAAUCCCAGGCUGGGGAGGCAAAGAGAGCAGUGUCCUGGACUUGAAAUAUUUUUAAGAAUUGGACCAUGAACUCAAAUGUUUAAUUGUUGAGUAAAUUUGCCUUAAGAAUUGUCUGGGACUUUUUGCUUCCUCCUGCCUCCCAAAGAUGCUGACUAUUUUGUACACUUGUAAAUUUACCUUUACUGUUUUUAUAAGAACCCAGAAACUCUGGAUGUGCUAAUCAUGGAAAGUCUAAAAAAGUAGCCAGCCCUCUGCCCUGCCCCAAUGCCUUUUCUCCUGGGAACCCCUUGUGCCAUAUUCAAGAAUUUUCUACACCCAAGCCAUGGGUAGAGCAUCUCCCUUCCUAUCGAACCAGUAAGGUUUGGGGAAAUCAAACACUAGGUACCAUUAUACAAUUCCCACUGCCUCGAGGGUAUCUGGGAAUAAAGGGAACCCAGGGAGUUGGCUGGUUUGUUUCUGCAGAAUCUUACACUAUCAUUGUAGAGUUCAUUCAUGACUUGGUUUCUUCUGCAGAACAGAGUUCUUAAAAAGCAGUUGACCUCACUCAAACCUGGAUUCUGUUAGAGGUGCUGGUUGGCCAGUUCCCUUUUCUAAUGAAUCCAGACCUCUUUCCCUAGAGAGGAUACACCUUUCUCUUCCAACUUCAUAGGCAAGCUUUUUUGCUUAGAAGGACCCUAAGUGUGGAAGUUAAUCUUUUGCUACUUUUCCACUUAAGGGAAUGCUGGAUUUGGAGGGUAGAGGGAGAGAAAUGUACCCCAUAUCACCUGUGCUAUAGGAUUCUGACUACCCUGGUUACAGAUUAAUGGUUUCUUGGAGAAAUUUGUUUUAUUCCAAAACUUGAAAUGUUUGACGCCAUUAAGUGUCUGUUUAUAUUUUUGGAAUAUUUGUAUUACUUGCAAUUAAAUAAAAAGGUUUUUAAAAAAAAAAAAAAAAA
Molecule: messenger RNA, 5487 nt
Organism: Antechinus flavipes (yellow-footed antechinus)
Lineage: Eukaryota; Metazoa; Chordata; Mammalia; Dasyuromorphia; Dasyuridae
Gene: CTDSP2
Product: CTD small phosphatase 2
Exons: 8
Coding region: 559-1374 (271 amino acids)
Molecular function (GO): RNA polymerase II CTD heptapeptide repeat phosphatase activity
Source: RefSeq, a predicted model, not a curated record